Brenthis ino (lesser marbled fritillary) is the source of this 618-nucleotide messenger RNA. The record is from the annotation of a GenBank genome assembly. NCBI's taxonomy places the organism in Eukaryota, Metazoa, Arthropoda, Insecta, Lepidoptera, Nymphalidae.
AUGCUUUCAUUCAAAUUUGCAAGAGCUCGACGCCUUUCUACGACAAAUCAAGUCACUCACCAUGAACUAACUUGUUAUACUUUUCCAGGUCUCUUCGAGACUGAAGGCGUAAGGAUACCGGGUACAGAAUGCGACUAUCAAUUUAGCAGAUCGAGUAAUCGACCUACUCAUGGCCGCCUGUACAGCCCGAGAUACCCGUCCAUAUACCCCAAUAAUGUGCGCUGCUCUUAUCAUUUUCACGCUAGGCCAAAGGAUCGCGUGAAGGUAGUUUUUGAAGAAGUCUCUCUACAAAAGGGGGAUAUAAGUUGCCUACGCCGAGCGGACAUCAUCAAAGUGUUCGACGGGAAGGAUACCAAUGCACCAGCAAUAGCCAUGCUUUGUAACGAGCUCACAGGCUUCGAGGUGUUAUCAACAGGUCCCUCGUUACUUCUACAAUUUACAGCAAAUUCGGCAUCACCAGGCCAGGGGUUUGCAGCCACUUAUCACUUUCAACCUCCACCGGACUCAACAGCAGCAGAUUCUGAUCGUCUCCUGAAACUAAGCUUUGGAAAAGCCUUCGAGUCUCUUGGACCUGAAGUGAGUGCAACAAGUAAGUGCAGACUUUUAACAAUUUCUAAU